Molecule: messenger RNA, 1862 nt
Organism: Cuscuta campestris
Lineage: Eukaryota; Viridiplantae; Streptophyta; Magnoliopsida; Solanales; Convolvulaceae
Source: the annotation of a GenBank genome assembly
AAUCAGUCCACUUGAACAUCCGGAAGGUAUCGUAGAGAAAGUUCGGCAUUGGAACGUUGAAGUUAGUGAGUUAAUCGUCGGAAUCAUGUUCAUCGACAUACCUGAAAUUCUGGACAGCAACUUUCUAUUGACUUCAGGUCCGAUUUACGCUACCUUACAUAUGUUAAAACGAAAUACUUUCUAUACGAAAGUUGUAGCCUUACAUCUUAGGAAUCCACAGAAUCAAACGGUUUGCAAUUCCGUCGAGGAACGAUGGAGAUAUGCCCAAAUUACCGCAGGCUGUCCAGUUGUGACGGAAAUGACAAAGUUGGCAAAUUUCGAUGUUGUUUCCACUCCCGCUCAUCCGUGAGGUUUCGGCCGAUGAUUUCCAGGUCUGUACCUUUGCGUUAGACUUGUCGAAUCAUUCAUCACAUAUGUACAUGAACAUAUAUGUUAAUCCAUAUGUUGAAAUCAUCCCAAAAUAUAUAUGUGACACAUAUAUUAGUCAUCUUUGUGUUAAGACCAAAAUAUGCCAAAUCCAUAAAGUUAAUAUAUAUAUAUACACAUAAGUAUAUAUAAACAUUUGAGAUCAACCCAAAAAUGUAUAUAUUAAUCAAAGGUGUUUAAAAGACUUAAAGAAGUAUUUUGGACACUCAAAAUAUCAAGAGAAACUUUCACAGACCUAAACGGUCGACGCAAAGGGUCGACCGUCGCGUUAAACUUCGAGACGAACCAGGACUGUCAGCCAAACGGUCGACCGCCGGUGGCUGACGGUCGACUGCCGCCCGCCGAGCCGAGGACCGUCUUUCUCAGUUAGUCAACAACGGUCAACCGCCGGUCAACCACGGUCGACCGUCACGGUGUUCCGAGCCCCGUAACUUAUUUUAAUGAUAUUUUUAUCAGAUUACAUCCAAAUAAAAUAAAGUAUAUUUAUCCAAUCAUGUUGCUUACAAAUUGUUCAUAUCAUGUGAUUUAUUUCAUCAUUCAUAUUGAAACAUAUCACAUCAUGUGCAUGCGCAAGAGAUCAGGCUGAAGUGCGUCUCUUGUAGUUGUGAUUGUGCGGGACUUAGCAGUCCGACAUCACGGACCGGGCUUAGUGUACAUACAUGGUACUUAGAUUUUCGAGUACCACCCCUAUUUCUGCGUGAGUUCGUCGUACCAAAUGGGCGAAUCUCAUAGUUCAAGGCUCGUCCUUGCGACUUAGAAUCAUACAGCAUGAAGUCAUCAAGUAAAAUCAUCAUGACUAUGUGUGACAUCAAUUACGCAUCAUGUUAUCAUCAAGUACAUCAAUUACAUAGAUGUCAUGUAAUCAUCAUCAAGAACAAGUAUAUAUGGAUUAUAUGAGUAUCAUGUAAUCAUCCUCACAAGCAAAUUGAUUUAUUGUGCCAUCAUGUAAUUAUCAUUAAAUAUUUAUCAUCAUGAUUCAUCAAAUUGUCCAUAUGAUGUAAUGUGCCAUAUUAUGAAUAUUAUUAUUAUACUUUUUGUGGACAUAUAUAUGUAAAUGUAUAUGUCUAUGAAUUAUUCUACAAUUCUAGCGUGGUACCACUCAGCGGUUUCACUGAGCGUGUAGUUUGUAUUUUUUCGUUGACUACACGUAGGUAACAAGAAGAUAAUGAUGGAACCUUUCCCGGAGGGCAUUGAGUCAGAGGAGAUGCAAGGAUGGCAGGCAAUGUUUGGUCAAUAGAUUUUAAAAUGUGUCAUGAUUUGAUUAUUAUUGUACUUCCGCAUUACUCUGAAAAUAUUUUUAAAUGGGUCGCGAUCCAGAGUAUGUAAAUUUAAUAUUUAUAAGUAAUUGUCAUUUUCAAAUGUCAAGCGAAAUUUUUAUUUAUCUCUCGUUUCACCUUAAUUUGUGUAAUUCCGAGUUAUACGGAUUGGGGUGUUAC